AUGAGGAAUUUUGGACUAGCCAAAGUUAUUUAUAAAUCAAAAAUGGAUCAUAUACAAAAGACAAAUCGAGUUGGAAGAAAACGUCGUUCUGUUGUAUUUGACGAGUCUGAUGAUCCUACUUCAUACGAUGGGAAUUCAGACGAGAAAACUGAUCAUCCUCUUGAGAAUAUGAAGGAGCUAGAUCCUGAUAAAUCAGCCGGAAAUCAGCAUACGGAAACAGGACACGCAAAUAAUGUACAUGUAACUAGACGUCGUGGAAGACCUGCUCGUCGUGUAUAUAGUGGUCGUGGUCGUCGUUCAACGAAAUUUCUGUCAAAGAAAGUUAUUCAUUGUGAUAAAACUGUUGAACCUAGCUUAGAAGUUGCUUAUGCAUCUCCCACAUCAGUAGAUAUGUCAUCGAUCAGUAAAUUGUGUGUUACUGUGGAUGUUCAUUAUGAUAAUGAAGUCUAA
Messenger RNA from Schistosoma margrebowiei, 450 nucleotides. The record is from the annotation of a GenBank genome assembly. NCBI's taxonomy places the organism in Eukaryota, Metazoa, Platyhelminthes, Trematoda, Strigeidida, Schistosomatidae.